Molecule: messenger RNA, 1204 nt
Organism: Malania oleifera
Lineage: Eukaryota; Viridiplantae; Streptophyta; Magnoliopsida; Santalales; Ximeniaceae
Exons: 1
Coding region: 493-990 (165 amino acids)
Source: RefSeq, a predicted model, not a curated record
CCAACCGCAACUUUCAUUUUUGGCAUUGUCAGUUUGUCACGCCAUCUUUUUGGCUCAGAUAUCUUUCGCACCCCCGCCGGUACGCUUCCUGCCAUCUCUACCCUCCAAUACGACUCGAUAACCCAACGGUCCCCACGAGAACCGAUCCAACGGUACCCAACGUAGAUAAGACCGACUCCCGCACCACACCAUAACCUUUCUCCAUCCUCCUUUCCUUUUUCCCAUUUCUUUAUUUUUUCUCCCUUCCUUCAGCAUCUUUCGCUCUCCCACAUUAAAUUAAAUUGUAUUUAUAUUUGGGGGCAUUAAAUAUUAAAUAAUUAAAAUUUCCCCCGUCCUCUUUAUUUUUUUUAUGAACACAUUUUGACCGGAUCUUCCCUUUCCCCGUCCCUCUAUAUAACCCCUUCCCCGCUCUCUUCUCUUUCCACAUCUUCCCUCCCUUUUAUUUAUUCAUUUACUUUUAUCUUACUCUCUGCUAAGACAAGCUCUUUCCCAAUGGCGGAAACACCAUUGAAGCGCCACAGAGAAGAAACUCAGAUCGAGGAGCUAGAUGACUCGAAGCGCCACAAGUCCUACAACCACAUACUCUCUCUCCUGGAGGCAGAUCACGAAGAGGAACCGAAUUCAGAUCUGUCCUCCCUCAUCACCACCCUCCAGCAGGAGCUCUCCACCGAAUCCGCCUUCGAUCCUCCGCCAUGUUACCCCGCGCAGUCGCUCCCCGACGAAAAUUUAUCCUCCGCGGCCUCCGCCGGAGAUUACUCCUCUCCUUCUUCCCUCAACCUGACGAAGGAGGACGAUAAAGAGAGGGUUAUUAGGCAUCUGCUGGAGGCCUCCGAUGACGAGCUCGGGAUUCCGAGCAGCGAAAUCAGAGUAGACGAAGGAGAGGGAGAUUUCAACGGCGGCGAUUGUUUCUCUCUCUACGGCGGUUUGUGGGAGUUCGAAGACGAGGCAGCUAACUACAAUACCUUGUUGCAGUCUGAGCUUUUCAUGUAGCCGUCAAUGGCUUUGGGGUUCAAAAGACAAAUAGUAGAAAUUGUAGGGGUUUCAACAGGAAAAGAGUGAAGCUGGGGGAGGCAAAUGGUCGAGAAAUGGAGGCGUUUUUUGGGUUUUCAUUUUGGUCCCCCAACUCUUGUAUAAUAUUUAGAUCAUUCCUUUCUGUUUUAGGAACGUUUCAAAUUGUAGAAGAAAAAGAAUCAUUCUUAUUUAA